GUGGUGCACAGAGCGGAAAUGGCUGGUGUUGCCUAAAAAGCCUCCCUGGUUGUUAUGUCUAAUUAUGGCUCUGGUCUGACUGGUCUGACUAGUGAGUGGAUGCAGUAAUGUUUGACCAGUAAGGGGACAUCGGUUAGUGAUGAGCUGAACCCGUGGCUCCUUUGUCCAGUAAGGGGACAUCGGUUAGUGAUGAGCUGAACCCGUGGCUCCUUGCCCCGCUUCGCUGACGUUACGACCCUAAGUCUGCAGUGUGCAGUGUUGCUAUGGCGCAGAGAAUGAGACUGAAGCUGAGGACGGUGUUUGUUCUGUACUUCCUGGUGUCUUUGAUGGGACUACUGUACGCACUCAUGCAGCUGGGUCAGCGCUGUGACUGCACUGAACAUGACCUGCCGUAUGAGCGUACCAUCUCUCGCCUGCGGGGGGAGCUCCACAAGCUGCAGGAGAACAUUCGGAAGAGUGAGACCAGCCUUCAAGCCCCCAAACAGGAACUCAAGUCCUCUCUGCCCCCCAUCUAUGUCAUCACCCCCACGUACGCCAGACUGGUGCAGAAGGCCGAGCUGACGCGUCUGUCCCAGAGUCUCCUCCAUAUUCCUGUGCUGCAUUGGAUCCUGGUGGAGGAUGCUGCCCUGAAGACUGCUCUGGUCUCCAAUCUCCUGAAGAGCAGUGGGCUGAGCUAUACACACCUGCACAUGCCCACAGCGCCACAGCGGAAAUUACAUGAGGGAGACCCAAACUGGCUGAAGCCGCGUGGUGUGGAGCAGAGGAAUGAGGGUCUGCGCUGGCUCCGGGAGCACAGGAGAGCAUCACUAGGGGGUGCUAGUGAGCAGGGCAUAGUCUACUUUGCCGAUGAUGACAACACCUACAGCCUGCAGCUAUUCCAGGAGAUGAGAAACACUCAGAAGGUGUCUGUGUGGCCCGUGGGGCUGGUAGGAUCCAUGAAGUACGAGAGCCCCAUGGUGAAGGGAGGAAAGGUGGUGGGCUUCCACACAGGCUGGAGACCCUCGCGCCCCUUCCCCAUAGACAUGGCAGGCUUCGCUGUGUCCCUACACCUGAUCCUGUCUCACCCUGAUGCCUGCUUUGAUGGAGAUGCUCCACAGGGCUUCCUGGAGAGCAGCCUCCUCCAUGGGCUGGUGACCAUGGACGAGCUAGAGCCUCGAGCAGACAAUUGCACCAAGGUUCUGGUGUGGCACACACGCACAGAGAAGCCCAAGAUGAAGAGAGAGGAGGCCCUGCAGGCUCAGGGGCUGGGCUCAGACCCAGCUGUGGAGGUCUGACUUGAGGCUCCUGCUGCCCCUGCUUCUCCUAUAGCUCUUUCUACUGCUGAAGAGCUGAUGAAAUCAACAGAAGAGCAGACUUUACAGGCCUAAAUGAUAGUUGUAUGGGUCGUUAUGUCGAUUACUGAUGGUUCUGCAAAUUAUCACUAGAACUGUUAAGCUAGCAAACACUGAAUUUGUCUAAGCAUUCAGCUUCUUGUUUCUCCUCUUUAGCUAAUGGCAACUGUUAUCUUCUGAAUUUUGGGAUGGAAUUAAUCUCAGAAACAGGGCGGGAUACUUCUAUUGGGUAUUAAUUGUUAAAGCAACAUAUUUAGAUCACCAUACCUUUUAUUGUAUGUUUUAUAAAUUUCCCUUAUAAACUUUCCCUUUUUGAUGCUCUGAGGCUGUGCCUCAAUUCGCCAAAAUUUGCCAUCUGUGCAAAGUUAGAGUGCUUUCAGCUUGUGGGCUGAGCAUUGGACACAAUCUUGCAGCUAACCGUAAUGUGUACGAAUAGGUGUUGUAUCUGCAUUUUUGCAUAUUUUAAUACAAGUGACAAGUGGGGAGGCGCUUGAGAUGUAGACUUGUUUCUUGCAAGCUCUGUACAGGUCCACCCUUUUUAUUUUUAUUUAGCUCUGUCUUUGCGAAGUAUAUUUCUUUUUUCCUCAACGUUGUACGAGGAUGCAUUUUUUAAAAUAAUAGUUCAAAAAUGGUAACUCCAGUGAAACAAUCAUCGGCUGCUCCCAAGCUAGCUCCGUGUUAGCCGCUAAUGUACCAGAGAAUGCGGAGGCUGAGAGCGUGCUGACUACAGUGCUCACAAAAUCCCCGAAGAGUCUAAGGAAAUCCAUAUGUGAGAAGAUUGGACAAUUAGGGGCCCAUCGGCAUCAACGUAUGCAUUCGACCUCUGCAGUUAUAACCUAGGAUGCUGCUAUUAUUUUCAUUUGUCUUUUGUGAGGUCAUUGAUAUGACGGGACAUCGUCACGAACAACAGGUAUGUUAUGUUUUUGUUUUUUGGAGUUUUUUUUUGUUUUGUUUGUUUUGUUUUAUGUUCCAUGUUAGUUCCUUCACUGUAACUGUGACAAUCUAUCUCAUUCCAAC
Periophthalmus magnuspinnatus is the source of this 2348-nucleotide messenger RNA. RefSeq names its product beta-1,3-glucuronyltransferase 3 (glucuronosyltransferase I) (gene b3gat3). Gene Ontology annotation, molecular function: galactosylgalactosylxylosylprotein 3-beta-glucuronosyltransferase activity. The record is from RefSeq and is a predicted model, not a curated record. The coding region runs from base 264 to 1274 and encodes 336 amino acids. Gene Ontology annotation, cellular component: Golgi membrane. The transcript is spliced from 8 exons. Lineage: Eukaryota; Metazoa; Chordata; Actinopteri; Gobiiformes; Gobiidae. Gene Ontology annotation, biological process: carbohydrate metabolic process; chondroitin sulfate proteoglycan biosynthetic process.